Messenger RNA from Carassius auratus (goldfish), 3568 nucleotides. RefSeq names its product heterogeneous nuclear ribonucleoprotein Q. Bases 171 to 2000 code for a protein of 609 amino acids. Gene Ontology annotation, molecular function: RNA binding. NCBI's taxonomy places the organism in Eukaryota, Metazoa, Chordata, Actinopteri, Cypriniformes, Cyprinidae. The transcript has 12 exons. The record is from RefSeq and is a predicted model, not a curated record.
CGGCUGAGGCGGUUGAUAGGAGCACCGCGCGUGAGCCGCGACGCCCGCCAUUUUACAUUAUCGGGAAUCAAGCGGAGCUCCGCCGGGGAGUCAUUUACCGCACCAGAACACACAUAUCCACACCGACAGACCCGAACUGACCCGCGGAACAGAGCCAGAUUUCUGGAGACAUGGCCACAGAACACAUUAAUGGGAAUGGUACAGAAGAGCCGAUGGACACGUCUGCUGCAGUUACCCAUUCUGACCACUUCAACACUUUAGUAGAAGCUGGUCUACCACAGAAAGUUGCUGAAAAGCUAGAUGAAAUUUACCUGGCAGGCCUCGUGGAGCACAGUGACCUGGAUGAGAGGGCCAUUGAAGCUCUGAAGGAGUUCGAUGAGGAAGGGGCACUGCAAGUUCUGGUCCAGUUCAAAGAGAGCGACCUGUCCCAUGUGCAGAACAAAAGUGCCUUUCUCUGUGGAGUGAUGAAGACCUACAGACAGAGAGAGAAACAGGGGACCAAAGUCGUAGAUUCCACGAAAGGACCAGAUGAAGCAAAGAUUAAGACGCUGCUGGAGAGGACAGGCUACACUCUUGAUGUCACUACAGGUCAGCGCAAGUACGGCGGUCCUCCUCCGGAGACGGUGUACACCGGAGCUCAGCCCACGGUCGGGACAGAGAUCUUUGUGGGGAAGAUCCCGAGGGACUUGUUUGAAGAUGAGCUGGUGCCCCUGUUUGAGAAGGCCGGGCCGAUCUGGGACCUGCGUCUGAUGAUGGAUCCUCUGAGCGGCCUGAACCGUGGCUACGCCUUCCUCACCUUCUGCACUAAAGAGGCUGCGCAGGAGGCCGUCAAGCUAUGUAACAAUCAUGAGAUUCGCCCGGGCAAACAAAUCGGCGUCUGUAUAUCAGUGGCAAACAACAGACUCUUCGUGGGCUCCAUUCCCAAGAGCAAGACGAAAGAACAGAUCGUUGAAGAGUUUUCUAAAGUCACAGAGGGUCUUACUGACGUCAUCCUCUACCAUCAGCCGGAUGAUAAGAGGAAGAACAGGGGCUUCUGUUUCCUGGAGUACGAGGACCACAAAACGGCAGCACAGGCUCGACGGAGGCUCAUGAGCGGGAAGGUGAAGGUCUGGGGGAAUGUGGUCACCGUCGAGUGGGCCGACCCCAUUGAGGAUCCCGACCCGGAGGUCAUGGCAAAGGUGAAAGUGUUGUUCGUCAGGAACCUGGCAAACAGCGUCACAGAGGAAAUACUUGAAAAAGCGUUCGGCCAGUUUGGCAAACUGGAGCGAGUGAAGAAACUGAAGGACUACGCCUUCAUUCACUUUGACGAGAGAGAUGGAGCGGUCAAGGCGCUGGCAGAGAUGAACGGUAAAGAUUUAGAGGGAGAACACAUUGAGAUCGUGUUCGCCAAGCCACCGGACCAGAAGCGGAAAGAGAGGAAGGCACAGCGUCAAGCAGCGAAGACACACAUGUAUGAUGAUUACUACUACUACGGGCCUCCUCAGAUGCCGCCUCCUGCCAGGGGCCGGGGCAGAGGUGCCAGUCGGGGCGGUUACUCCUACCCUCCUGACUAUUACGGCUACGAAGAUUACUACGACUAUUAUGGUUACGAUUACGAUUACCAUAACUACAGGGGCGGCUAUGAUGACCCGUACUUCGGCUACGAUGACUUCCAGGCGCCCGCUCGAGGCAGAGGGGUGCGCGGCGGGGCUCGAGGCGGGGGCAGAGGGGCCGGCGCUCCACGGGGCCGGCCGGGCUUCCCUCAGCGCGGAGGUCUGGGGGCCAGCAGGGGCCCACGCGGAGGAGCCAGAGGCGGGGUUCUGCCGAGAGGCCGCGGGGUACGUGCUGCUCGGGGUGGACGCGGUGGAAAUGUAGGAGGCAAGCGCAAAGCCGAUGGCUACACCCAGCCAGAUUCCAAACGGCGCCAGACCAUUAAUCAGAACUGGGGCUCGCAACCCAUUGCACAGCAACCCUUGCACGGUGGCGAUCAUUCUGGGGAGCGGGGUGGAGGCUGGUCCUGACAUGUCCCAGUGAAGACUGACCAGCUCCCAUCAGGUGGGGUCACCAGGUGCUGUCGGCGGAGGGGUGUGAGGUGCGGUCCACGCUCCAGCUCGGCUCCUGCCUUACCCAAGCAGAUCUACUCCACGAUCGACAUCAACGCAGUGUCACGAUUACACGAGUGUGUGUGUGUGUGUGUGUGUGUGUGUGGACUCUUCUUUGUGUUUUGUUUUUAUAUUUAAUUUUUUUUUUUUUUACGUUUGAGUGUGUCCCAGAACCCUUGUGUCAUGAGAGAAAAUGCCAUUUACCGUUACUUCUGGACGUGGAAGUAGCCCAAAGGAGUUUUAUCCUUAACGUUACAUGUAUUUUGCACUUUGUGGAUGUGUGAAGUGGCUUGGAGGAGCUUGAUGCUGUUGUAUAUUUGUGUAUUUUUAACUGGAGCUUAUCAUGAGGACGAACAUGUUAAGCUUGUAUUUGAGUCUUGCCUCUUUAUUUUGUUUUUCUUCAGUUGUUACACCCUGGCGUGACUGACCAGGCAUUCCAGGUGAAAAUGGUUCUUUUCUGAACCUUUUUUUAGGGUGUUUUUUUUUUUUUUGGAAAGGGUUGGUUAACUACCUCAUCCUGGAGGCUGAAACUGCCCUAUCUGUACUGUACAUACGGAGACUUAAUGCAAGCAGGGCUUUUUAUAUUCAACUUAUGCACAAGGGCACCAUCAGAGCCAAUGUACCUAGUGUAUUAUAGUCCUUUUGUAAUGAUGCUGGACAGUCAGACUGGGCAUGUGAAUGACACUCAUGUGAUGAGUCUAAAGAAGCCUUGCCUGAGCGAGUCCUGCCUCUGAGGAUGUAGUUACAGCUCGAGAGACAGGAGGAUGAUACUUGUUUGUAAAAGCUUGAACGUGAGGAAGAAGCUACUUUAAAAAGCUUUAGCUGCGUUUCUCAGACCCCCCACCCCAAUUGAAUUGGUUUUAGAGCUUUUUUUGUUUUAAGAACAUGCGGUCCACAUUGAUGGCUGCUUGAUCAAUUUUGAAACCAACACCUUCCCUUUUGUGAACAGCAUGCCAUCUAGGCAAGCACGGUUCACAUUGUUUUUAAAGGUUCUGCAUGCGGCUGCUUCCUCGUUCUCUGGACGGAGGCAGUUCAGCUGGUCUGGCUGACAGGAGCUCAUCCCUGGCGCUGAUCGUGAAUCAGACUGGACUGCUGAGAGCGGUUCUCAUGUCAUUCCUCAGUCAGUCUGUAAUGAGAGCUGUGCUCAGGGAGGGAAGGGUGUUUGAUGUCACUGAACUGGGCGCACCACAGCUGCCUUUAUCACAUUUGAUGUGAUGGAUUAUUAAGAUAUGCAUCGUUUUGGGCAUGUUAUCAGUAACUUUAAUUCUCUCAUGCGCUCAAACAGGGUUUUUAAAGGGAUUCUGUUGAUGUUUCCAUUUCUUUUUUUUUGGCUCUUAAAGUAAAGACUGAAUUUUGAUUAUGACUGACUCCUCUAUUUCUGUAUCACCAUCUGACCAUUUUGAUAAAAAAAAAAAAAAGGCGUUUUAAAGUACUGCUGCAUAACAAGUGUUUUUGCAUUCCUGCAAAUAAAUUUUGUAAAAUGAUAA